This is a messenger RNA of Striga asiatica, 588 nucleotides long. The record is from the annotation of a GenBank genome assembly. Lineage: Eukaryota; Viridiplantae; Streptophyta; Magnoliopsida; Lamiales; Orobanchaceae.
AUGGUGAAGGAGAAGGCCACCGACGGCGGAAAGGACAGCGGCGUCAAGGAGGUCCGCUACCGCGGCGUAAGGAAGCGGCCGUGGGGGCGCUACGCCGCCGAGAUCCGCGACCCGGGGAAGAAGAGCCGCGUAUGGCUCGGCACCUUCGACACCGCCGAGGAGGCGGCGCGUGCGUACGACGCCGCCGCACGUGGGUUCCGCGGCCCCAAGGCCAAGACCAACUUCCCCCUGCCUCUCACUCUGCCCUCCGCCGCAGCGUACAGCCCCAGCCAGAGCAGCACCGUUGAGUCAUCCAGCGGGGACCUCACCCAGCGCGGUAACCUCGUGGAGCUCGAUCUCACGCGCCGCCUCGGCGCCGCGGCGGAGCGCGGGCCGAGCUCCGUCCCCGGAUGGCGGCCGAUUUUCCUGUUCGACGCGAUGGCGCAGCAGCGGACGGCGGCGGCGAGUUUCGGGUUCUUCCCCCACGGCGGCGUGCGGUGGAGCGAGUCGGACACCUCGUCGGUGGUGGAUGAGAACCAUGUCGACGGAUCUGAUGUUAAGAAAGGGCUGAAUCUCGAUCUGAACAUGCCGCCGCCGGUCGAAGCUUGA